Messenger RNA from Phascolarctos cinereus (koala), 2084 nucleotides. RefSeq names its product macrophage erythroblast attacher, E3 ubiquitin ligase (gene MAEA). NCBI's taxonomy places the organism in Eukaryota, Metazoa, Chordata, Mammalia, Diprotodontia, Phascolarctidae. The record is from RefSeq and is a predicted model, not a curated record. Gene Ontology annotation, biological process: proteasome-mediated ubiquitin-dependent protein catabolic process. Gene Ontology annotation, cellular component: nucleus; cytoplasm; GID complex. Gene Ontology annotation, molecular function: protein binding; ubiquitin protein ligase activity.
GGAAGCGAUUGGCUAAAACGCCUGCUCCCUCCCGGUGAUGGGUGGAGGCGAGGUGGGAGGGAAAGGAUUGCUGUCUGUUACCCGCCAUGCACCGCGCCCCGGCGUUGGCUCCCUUUGGUCUGUAAUGUUUUGGCCAAUCCAAAAUGGCGGUGCAGGAAUCAGCUGCUCAGCUUUCCAUGACCCUGAAGGUGCAAGAGUAUCCAACCCUCAAGGUACCCUAUGAAACACUGAACAAGCGUUUUCGAGCUGCACAGAAAAACAUUGACCGAGAGACUAGUCACGUCACCAUGGUAGUUGCAGAAUUAGAAAAAACACUGAGCAGUUGUCCUGCUGUCGAUUCAGUUGUUAGUCUCCUUGACGGAGUAGUUGAAAAGUUAAGUGUCCUCAAGAGAAAGGCAGUCGAAUCAAUCCAAGCUGAGGAUGAGAGUGCAAAGUUGUGCAAACGCAGAAUUGAACACCUUAAAGAGCACAGCAGUGAUCAGCCAGCAGCUGCCAAUAUGUGGAAGAAAAAACGAAUGGAUCGCAUGAUGGUGGAACAUCUUUUGCGCUGCGGCUACUACAACACAGCAGUUAAACUCGCCAGGCAAAGUGGCAUUGAGGACUUGGUGAACAUUGAGAUGUUCUUGACAGCCAAAGAAGUGGAAGAAUCUUUGGAAAGACAGGAGACCAUGACUUGUUUGGCUUGGUGUCAUGAUAACAAAUCAAGACUCAGGAAGAUGAAGGGCCGUCAAAACGAGAGCGAAACGAAGACGGGACGCAAAAGUAAAUCGGCCAGUGAUUCCCCUAGAGAGAAUGAUGAUCUUGUUAUGGAAACCCUAAAAGGAAAACCAGAAUUGAGCUGUCUGGAGUUCAGCCUCAGGAUUCAGGAGUUCAUUGAACUCAUUCGACAGAAUAAGAGACUGGAUGCUGUGAGACACGCAAGAAAGCACUUCAGUCAAGCUGAAGGAAGUCAGUUGGAUGAGGUUCGACAAGUGAUGGGAAUGUUAGCCUUUCCUUCAGACACUCAUAUCUCUCCUUAUAAGGAUCUUUUGGACCCUGCCCGAUGGAGGAUGCUGAUUCAGCAGUUUAGGUAUGAUAAUUACAGGCUACAUCAGCUGGGAAAUAACUCAGUCUUCACCAUCACACUCCAGGCAGGCCUUUCUGCCAUAAAAACACCACAGUGUUACAAAGAAGACGGGAGUUCAAAGAACCCAGACUGCCCUGUGUGUAGUAAGUCACUGAACAAGCUGGCCCAGCCUCUGCCCAUGGCCCAUUGUGCCAACUCCCGGCUGGUCUGCAAGAUUUCUGGAGAUGUCAUGAAUGAAAACAAUCCACCCAUGAUGCUACCAAAUGGAUAUGUCUAUGGCUACAAUUCCUUGCUUUCCAUUCGUCAAGAUGACAAAGUCGUGUGCCCAAGAACCAAAGAAGUUUUCAACUUCUCACAAGCUGAGAAAGUGUACAUCAUGUAGAUCCCCACGGCCCCAGGAUGGAGUGCCAGCGCCAGCCGGAAGGGGACACAGCGUAGGGGGUGGCCUGCCUCCUUAGGCACGGCCUGGGAUGGCGAAGAAGCAAAAUGUGCCAUCUGGAGGAUGAGACCUGUCGGUGGCAAUGUUGUUUCUUGCGACCAAAGAUCAAUGAGCAACAAUAACUACUCUUAGAAAGAGAGGAGUAUGACUUAAUAAGUUUGUACUUGAAAACAACGUUUUGAUUGGUAGGAUUUUGUAACAUAAGUCACAAAUUUGAUGCUUCUGAAAAGUACUUUAAUCUUUCACAAAUAAUUUUCUUUUAAGGAGGACUUAAACACUGAGGGACCUUUAGACCCACUUAACAAUGUGACUCAACUCUUUUCCCCAUUUGUUUUUCCAGUUAUUCUCCCUUUUUGCUAAUGAUCAUACAUGGAAAAACAAGGGGGUUUCUCCAUGACAGCCUUUUGCGUUCUCUGCUAUGGAUCCUGUAGGGAAGUGAUGAUAGGGCUGAGCUUAAGACAUUGCACUUCCAGGGAUGUGAUGAUCAUGAGAUGAUGACUUCAUCCUAGAGUCAAGCAGAAGCUGUUUGUUCCAAACAGAAGCUUAAAGAUGCUGCCAACAUACCAAGAAAACAUAGCA